UCCCACAAUGCUACUGCCGCACUGUUCCGGAAGUAAGGCGUUUAUUGACAAUAUGGCCGCGGAGCUGGGUUUGGAUUCAGAGAAAAAUCAUAUUUGACAGCACUGACGGGGCUGAAGUACCAACCCAUGAUCGGGGCUGGAGUUUGGGGACAGAUGCAGUUGAAUGAAGACUCCGGUGGUUUUAGGUCAUGCUUUCACUGAGCUGAGAAAAAUCCCCGAGUCUGAGCGCCUUCCGUCAUGUCGUUUUUCAAGAGGAAAGCCAAAACCAAAGAACCAGAGAAAGUGACAGAUGCUAAAGUGAACAGAGCACCAGUCAGUCCACACUCUCCUUCUCUGGGACUGAAAAACCACAAUACCCUCCAUGACGUGGCAGGACCCAGCCAUGUGGCCAUCAAUGCCAUCUCUGCAAACAUGGACUCGUUUGCCCGGGGACGCACCGCCAUCCUCAAGAAACAGCCCAGCCACAUGGAGGCGGCGCACUUUGGAGAUCUUGGUCAUUCCAGUGUGAACUACCAGCCACAGGAGACCCGCUCUCGUCUGUCAAAGACCGUGGACCAGGUUCUUCGGGACAAUGUGGCGAUGCCGCACUACACUCGGUUCAUGGAGCUCCGAGGAGCGGAUCACCUGGUCCGGUUCUGGCAGGAGGCGGAGAGUUUCCGCUCCACCAGCUGGUCGCAGGUCCGCGCUCACAGUCUGAACUCUGUUAAACACAGCUCUUUAGCUGAGCCUGUCCCCACCUCUCCAGAGUCCUCUGACCCCUCAGAACUGGUGCACGCUAACAUACUAACACACCAGAACAGCAGCGACAGCCUCACGGAGCAGUGGGAGCGAAGAGGCUCCUCCAGCUCAGACACAGGGGUGAGACCAGGCACCCCUCGAGCUGAAACACCCAGCAAAAACAUCUCCAAAACAGGCACUCCAUUCAAGGGCCAGGCCUCCAGCACACUACGGGACCUCUCUGACAAACUCAUGAAAAGUAUAGAAAAAGAUGCUGUUACAAUCUUUACUAAGUACGUCUCUCCUGAUGCUGCACGACCCAUCCCCAUCACUGAACAAGUUAGAAACGACAUUGUUGCUAAAAUAUGUGGUGAAGAUGGCCUGGUUGAUCCCAACAGUUUUGUCAUUGCACAGUCUGUUGUCUUCAACAUUAUGGAGCAACAGCACUUUAGUGAGUUCCUGUGGAGCCACCAUUUCUGUAAAUAUCAGAUUGAGGUGUUGACGAGUGGCUCUGUGUUUCUGGCUGACAUCUUAUUCUGUGAGUCAGCGCUUUUCUACUUCUCAGAGUAUAUGGAAAAGGAAGAGGCCAUGAAUGUGCUGCAGUUCUGGCUGGCUGCAGACAACUUCCAAAACCAGCUGGCUGCUAAGAAGGGCCAGUACGAUGGUCAGGAGGCUCAGAAUGACGCCAUGAUUCUCUACGACAAGUAUUUCUCACUCCAGGCCACAAACCCACUCGGCUUUGAUGACUCAGUGCGAAUGGAGAUUGAGUCUAACAUAUGCAGAGAGGGAGGGCCUCUACCUGACUGCUUCACCACUCCACUCAGACAAGCCUGGACUACUAUGGAAAAGGUCUACAUGCCAGGCUUCCUCUCCAGUAACCUUUACUACAAAUACCUGAGCGACCUCAUCAACUCUGUGCGGGCAGAUGAGUUUGUUAAUGUGGGCUCUUCGGGUCAAAGCGGAGCAGCCGACAGCGAGCGAUCCAGUUCAAAUGCCAAUGAGAGCUCCCAGACUCAGCACGGUGCUAAGAAGGCAGCAAUAAAGAUCCUGAAAAACUUUGAUGAGGCUAUAACGGUGGACGCUGCCAGCCUGGACCCUGAGACACUGUAUCAGAGGCCUUAUGCUGGAAAGAUGACAUUUGGGAAAGUGAACGAGCUCGGUCAGUUCAUCAGAGAGGCCGAACCUGAACCAGAUGUGAAGAAAUCCAAAGGGUCAAUAUUUUCUCAAGCCAUGAAGAAGUGGGUUCAAGGCAACUCUGAUGAGGCCCAGGAGGAGAUGGCUUGGAAAAUUGCCAAGAUGAUUGUCAACGAUGUUGUACAUCAGAGUAACCAUGACAGCCCUGUCAAGUCCACAAAGCUAUGACCUCCAAUGAAGAGCCAAAGUCACUCCAAAAACCAGAAAGAAACUCCACAUCUGCUCACAGCUGCAUCACUCCCAAAUUAAAAAGGCAUUUUAUCUCUUUAACCUUGCUCAGUCUCUGAUAGUACUGUGUGCAGCUUUGAGUCAUGAAGAAACUCUUGAACACGAUAAAGGUACAUGUGAAUGUGAUCACAGGAGUCACCUUCAUGAUGGACUAAACAUAGAGCCAGCAGAGCUAGGACCCUCGCUGUACUGUAGCCAUGUUAACUAACUGGAGUCGGACUGGAGGAUGUUGCAGUAGCGUCGCAUCCGCAGCUUUUUAUAACCAUUCCGUUUUUAGAUGACGCAGCCACGCCGCUCCUGGAGCAGAUACAGUUGCUGUACAGUUUUUGAAUAUGCACCUGCCUCCCCUCAGCCUUCCCCUGAACUAGUUAUGUGAGGCGUACUCUUUUGGCCGUGCUGCAAUCUGGACAAUAAUGAAACGAUGAAGAUAAUCAGAUGCUGGCCGGGCUGGCCAUUGAACACUUUCACAGAGCAUUGAAGAAAUACUCCCUAUUGAACUAAGUGCUCUAAUUGUAAUUGACAAUUGAAAACAAGUUUUGUGUCCUAAAUGUUCUAAAGAUGUAUGUACAUUUCUGGUUUACCCCCAAUAACUCUGUUGGUCUCCUUUAGUGAUACAGUGACAGUCUUUGUCUAAACCCCAUUGAAACAAACCUGAUUGAUGACUGGGAAACUACAGUCACUGAAGGUGUCUUUUAUCAAAGCCUUAUAAUGAUGUGAAACCAGAACAAAAACCUUUGGUACUAUGUACCACUAAUGUUUUCUGACAUGUAUGUGUACUUAAUCUAUAAUAUAUUUAAAAUGUGUAUGAUUUAAAUACAUAUAUGUUAAAUACAAAAAUGUUUUUAUUGACAAGUUGCCACUGCUUAGACGCGCAGCUCUUUGCUUGGCCAAAGGGAGGCAGUGUUGUCUAUUUUCACAUGCAGGAGUCAAACACAAGACAAAUACUGGCCAAAACAAUGGAUGCAAAACAAGACAAGGAGAAUAUAAACUUUUGAUAUGUGGUUAUGUCCAUGGAAUUAUUCCAAAUUAUUUUACACGUAUUAGAAUUAUCUUUAUUUUACUACCAACAAAGAUUGCGUCUGCACGUUUUCUCUAAAGUGGGCUGUAUGGAGAAAGCACG
Periophthalmus magnuspinnatus is the source of this 3259-nucleotide messenger RNA. It is a transcript of the gene akap10, whose product is annotated as A kinase (PRKA) anchor protein 10. NCBI's taxonomy places the organism in Eukaryota, Metazoa, Chordata, Actinopteri, Gobiiformes, Gobiidae. Gene Ontology annotation, biological process: intracellular protein localization. The transcript has 15 exons. The record is from RefSeq and is a predicted model, not a curated record. The coding region runs from base 238 to 2079 and encodes 613 amino acids. Gene Ontology annotation, cellular component: plasma membrane. Gene Ontology annotation, molecular function: protein kinase A binding.